Ceraceosorus guamensis is the source of this 412-nucleotide messenger RNA. RefSeq lists its product as hypothetical. The record is from RefSeq and is a predicted model, not a curated record. The transcript has 2 exons. NCBI's taxonomy places the organism in Eukaryota, Fungi, Basidiomycota, Exobasidiomycetes, Ceraceosorales, Ceraceosoraceae. Bases 19 to 231 code for a protein of 70 amino acids.
UUGCAAUUCAUCACGGAUAUGGCCGCCACAGACCCCGUCGGGGCUGCUCAAGCGGUCCAGCAGAUUCCCUACCUUGCCAACAACGCAUCGGGAGUGACGGAUACCGCAGAUGUGAGUUUGGCGCAAAAAUUGCGCAAAAAAGGGGCGAGUCCUGACUCUUGUGAGCUACCAACACAUUCAUCCGCCACAUUGUAUGACAGCAACUGUGAGUGGUUGAUGUAUCGACGGUAAUGGUGUUCCGAUGCCUUCUCGUCCCUGACACUUUUGGCGUUCCGCUGCCCCGAUGCGCGUUCGCGCUCACAGCGUAAGCGGCGAUAGCAAUGAAGCACAGCUUCCGUGGAAUAAUGCCACAGCUUUUAUCGCUACUGCUUCCACCAACAUCUCUGCCGCUGGUGGCUGGACCGCUCUGCCC